UCAGGUGAACGUAACGGGGCCAAACUAUUCUGGUCUGUUGUAUUAGCGUUCUAGGAAGGAAACAAGGGCCUCAUUUUAACAAAUUGAGAUUAAUUGUUCUCGUAUCAAAUUAUGUGAACAAAGGAGCAUAGACAAGAUUUUCAGCUACCCCGUAACUCGUACGAAAGAGAGGGGUGUUGUACAAAGACAGCCGGGGCGCGAGGGGAGGGGCCCGGGUCGGCGAGGGUAUGAUUCGGGAUUCUAGGGAUGAGCUCUCGCCUCCUCUCGUUACUCUGGAACCGUUCGUCGCGGCCGUCGCACAUAUCUCGAAUAGCGAUAGCGCAUCGAAUGCGUAUGCGUGAUAUGACUAGACAAUUCCAAAUUUAAAUUUUUUCGUGCAGUGAUUUUUCGGAUUGACAAUUGACAUUUUUUUUCGUUUAAUUGAAGUUAAAUCCUUGAUGUGUGCGUGAAAGUCAUGAAAAUAUUUUCUACUGUAAUUGUUACAGUGAUUGUGUGAAUAUGAAGAUGUCUGCAGCAGACAGCCAGGAAUCUGGCAGCCCACCGCCAAGUCCGACUGAAUCCACUGCAUCAGAAACUGCACCCACCCUAGUUCACAUAAAACAAGAAAACAUGGUACCCGGCAUUGAUAGCAGGGAGUACUAUGGAGCUGACUUUGGUCUACCCGAGACAUACCUACCACAGAACUAUAGCGACUACGGGCGUUUGUACAGCGACAUGCAAAACCCAGGGUUUCUAGAUCACGAUUUGAAAAUACCGAACGGAAAGGAUGAAAAGGAUGAUGAUACAGAUAAAGUUCCACCAGAAUUGAUAUAUAAAACUGGCGGUAUUUACGCACGUUUUAACGUAACUAGUGGUACGAAGUACGGGCCGUUUAAUGGUAAAUGGGAAACGCAGCCGAUAGAUAGAAGAUACGCGUGGGAGGUUCUUGGUAAAAAUGGUGUUCGUGGCUGGUUGGACGGGACGGCAGAUAAAUCAAAUUGGCUCAAAUUCGUCCGCUCAUCAAAUUAUUCACAUGAUGUCAACGUGCAGCAUCUUCUAUUGGCAGGACAAAUAUGGUACAAAGUAACACGUGACAUCCCAUCAGGACAGGAACUCCUUCUUGGCCCAAGGACACCUCUGCCGUUGCAAGAUGUUUUAUCCGCUGGGGGUCGUGAAGGCUCGAGUGUUAAUUCAUCAAGCGGUUCCCAAGCGCUGACUGAAGACGAAGAGAGGGAAGAUACGGAACCACGGUGCUCUUACUGCGACGCACCCUUUCCAAAUAUCGACGCACUCGAUCGCCAUCUUAUACAAGCUCACGCGCAGCCAGCAGCAGCAUACCAUUGUGAGCUUUGCAAUCGAGCUUACUGCUCUCGGCCGUUACUUCUUCGUCACCGUGCUCUAACACACACAGAUAUACGGAAAUAUCCGUGCGAAAACUGCCCUAAGGUAUUUACCGAUCCUUCCAACCUCCAGCGCCACAUCCGCGCCCAGCACGUCGGUGCGCGCAGCCACGCCUGUCCUGAGUGUGGCAAGACCUUCGCCACUUCGUCAGGACUCAAGCAGCACACACACAUUCACUCCAGUGUCAAGCCUUUCCAGUGCAAAGUCUGCUUCAAGGCGUACACGCAGUUCUCCAACUUGUGUCGACACAAACGAAUGCACGUCGCCUGUCGAGCCCUGGUGGAGUGCCAGAAAUGUGGCCAAUCAUUUACAUCCUACGCUUCCCUAACUAAACACAAGCGAUUUUGUGACACAGCUACUGGUGGGAACGUAAAUAUGCGAGGACAGCUUUCUCAAGGCCUUCCGCAAAUAUCACCAAUACCCAACGUCAUGAAUGCACCAAAUAACACCAAUCCCUUCCCGAUGUAUAGGCCAACAUUGCCACUUCCAUACAAUACAUUUGCUCACUAUCCAGCUUUGUUUUCUGCGGCAGCCGCUGCGUGUCCGCCAGAAUUCUUAAGUCCUCUCCUCUUCAACGUGCAAGGAGCAAGACUGGCCAUGGAACAAAACAUGGCGUACAAUGCUAAUUUAGUGGCUAAACAACAGCAAGACGGGCGAAUGUCUGUCAAAAGUGUCGAUAGUUCAGCCUCAGUUGAAGAAGUGAAAAGACAAGAAAAUGAAGUUGAUGUCAUCAAAAAAGAUGAAAAUGAACGAGUAACACCUAAGCCCCAAAAUCCUUUCCUAAAGCACAUAUCACAGUCCGAUGAAGUCUCCAAGCAUUCAUCAAUGUCCUCAUCGUCAUCCUUGGCUCCGUUUAACUUCUCCAGAGAUAAUAUUAAAAGCCCAAAUAAUUUGUUAAAAAUUAACAAUAUUGACGUAAUGGAAACCAAGUCUUCUUCACCGUCACCUACCGACUUAUCAACAUCUAUAAAAGGAACUGAAAAGAAAGCAGGAUAUUUUGAAGAAGAGGAUGAUACCAAAAAAGAUCAAAACGACCAACCCUUAGAUUUAUCAAUAACUAGGAAAAAUUCUGAACCGGAAAAUGAUGAUCGCUCCUUUCGUAACUCAUCUGUCAAGUCAUAUUCCCCAGCAGAAAGUCCACUUGAACGAGACACUAAGACUCCUGAAAAUGAUACCACUGAUGUAGACGUAGAAGCAGUAGAACCCAAACGAGAAGAGUCUCCCCAAAUUGUCUCUCCUUCUCUGGCGUUUCCGAUGCCCGUUCACCCACAACACAAUACCAGUCUCAUGGACAUGUACCGACCUAGAUUUCCUACCUUUCAGCCAUCCGAGUCGAUCUUAAAUUCACACUCACCCUAUGUUCCGAGUCCAUUUAAUUUUUUAUCCCCACUUCUCGGUACUGAUGGCCCAGAAAGGCAGUCAAAUUAUGCAAAGUUUCGAGAGUUAAGUGCCGGAUCUGGUAAGCUACGUGACCGUUACGCCUGCAAAUUCUGUGGUAAAGUGUUCCCUCGAAGUGCAAAUCUGACUCGUCAUCUACGAACGCACACAGGGGAGCAGCCGUACAAGUGUAAAUACUGUGAGAGGUCGUUCUCCAUUUCAUCGAAUUUGCAGAGGCACGUCCGGAACAUACACAACAAGGAGCGCCCGUUUAGAUGUCCACUUUGUGAUCGGUGCUUUGGCCAGCAAACCAACUUGGAUAGGCAUUUGAAGAAGCACGAAGCUGAAGGUGGAGAUUCCCCUAGUUCAGCGGAUACAGAGCAAGACGCUUGCUUUGAUGAUAUCAGGUCGUUUAUGGGAAAAGUGACCUGUUCACCUGGGGCGAGGUCAACAGCUGAUUCGCCGCACACACCACACUCGUCUCACCCGUCCCACGCUUCUCGUCCUCCUCUCGCGAUAUCCACCUAGCCAACGAUGUACCCGAUGCCGUUGUGGCAUCAGCAUUUCGAAUAGUGAAUUGUAUCUAGGUCCUAUCAGAAAAGACAGAUAUUAUGAUAGAAAAAGGGCAAAAGACAAGAAUCAAUUAAUAAGUGAGGGUAUUCGUUCGAUGUUUGUUGAAAUCGUUAUUCAGUGGAGGACAUCUUUGUCGAUAACAUGCAAUGAGGUAGAUUUAGAAUAUUAUCUAACUAGGGAAACGUAAUGAUGACUCUCUGGUAUAGAUAGCAAUAGGUUUUAAUUUAAUAUUACUUUGUAUUAAUGUUAUUUGUACAAAAACUAUAAGAUAAGAUUAGAUUCGUAUUAAAAAUACGAAAUUUCUGUUCCUAGAUUUACUUAUGGAGACUCCGAAUUUGUAAAUAGAUAAUCUACAUUAAGAUUGUAAAUGACCUACAUUUAAAACCACGAAAUUGCAAAAGUAUUUGUACUUUACGAUGAAGUGAAGAAAAAAUACACAUUUCAGAUAAUUUAUAAACAUUUUGGUGUUUUUUUUAUUAAAAAAAAAUUAAAUAACAAUUAUGUGUUUUAAUUUGAAAAGUAUAUUCUUUUCAACAUUCAGUAUAGGUUAUCUAUAUUGUAGAUAACAUGAUAUUUUUGCAACUUUCGUGGCUAAACUAGCCAUAUAUGUGAUUGGCAUUAAUUAAAUAUAACGAUAUCAUUCGUUUUAGUCAAAAAUUCUACCAAAGUGUAUCACGAAAAUUCGGUAUAAUUCGUUGCGAAAAUAAUUUUUAUUUUGUUAAAUUUGUUAUUUACACGUUACUGUAAAAAUUAUAUCAUAUGGAUAGUUGUUAAAAUUAAUUUUAAAAUGUCAGAAUGUAUGUUUAUAUAGAUAAUAAAGCAAUUCUAUUCGUGUAAUCUAGGAUUAUUUUACCAUUCAUUAACGGUUUUAUUACCUUAGUGAGUGGUUAAUUAGUAUUAAUAUUAGAAAAGUCUUAAAAUUAUAAAAUAUCUAAUGCAAUAUUAUUCUACCGAACUCUUUGUAUAAGGUAGUU
Molecule: messenger RNA, 4304 nt
Organism: Pieris brassicae (large cabbage white)
Lineage: Eukaryota; Metazoa; Arthropoda; Insecta; Lepidoptera; Pieridae
Product: histone-lysine N-methyltransferase PRDM16-like
Exons: 8
Coding region: 499-3285 (928 amino acids)
Cellular component (GO): nucleus
Source: RefSeq, a predicted model, not a curated record